AUGGCCGCCCCUGGGCCCGCCAGGCAGAAGUCACCAACCCCCAGGGUGGCCUGGAGCGUGCACAACCGCCUGGUGGAUGCGUUCGACAAGACCCAGCAGUACUGGAAGGAGCAGGACCCCAAGCACGUCUACUACCUGUCUGCCGAAUUCCUCAUGGGGCGCACCCUGACCAACGCCGUGGAGCUGCCCGACUACUGGCUGGAUGCGGGCAACCCGUGGGAGAUCCGCCGUCCGGAGACGCAGUUCAAGGUCGGCUUCUACGGCUCCCUCCAGGACGGCGUGUGGGCGCCCGGGGAGGAGGUGAUUGCGGAGGCGUACGACGUCCCCAUCCCGGGCUACGGCACCAAGACGUGCAGCAACCUGCGCCUGUGGGACGCGCUGCCGUCCACCGAGUUCGACCUGGAGGCCUUCAACGCCGGGGACUACACCAAGGCUGUGGAGCAGAAGCGGCGCGCUGACGACAUCACCGCGGUGCUCUACCCCAACGACGCGACGGAGGAGGGCAAGGAGCUGCGCCUGAAGCAGCAGUUCUUCUUCGUCUCCGCCUCCCUGCAGGACACCAUCGCGCGCUACCUGGAGAAGCACGACGACCUCUCUGGCCUGCCCGAGAAGGCGUGCUUCCAGAUGAACGACACGCACCCCACCAUCGCGGUGGCGGAGCUGAUGCGGCUGCUGAUCGACGUGCACGGCCUGCCGUACGACCAGGCCUGGGGCAUCACCACCAAGGCAGUGGCCUACACCAACCACACCGUCAUGCCUGAGGCUCUUGAGAAGUGGCCCGUGCGGGUGCUGUCCAAGCUGCUGCCCCGCCACAUGCAGCUGAUUGAGCAGAUCAACAGCAACUGGCUGGAGUCGAUCAAGGGCCAUGUGACCGGCAAGGUGGAGGCUGAGCUGGCGGCCAAGAAGGCGGCGGCGGAGGAGGCGGCGGCGGCGCGCGCCGCCGCGCGCGCCGCCGCGCUGGCGGCCGCCGAGGCCGAGGGCGCCGAGGCGCUGGCUGCCGCGGAGGCCAAGGCCAAGGCUGAGGAGGAGGAGAAGAAGGAGGCGGCGCCGGAGGAGGACAAGGACGCGCUGGUGGCUGAGCUGCUGAAGACGUACAGCAUCGUGCAGGCAAACCAGUGGAACCCGGAGGAGAUGCUGGUCAACAUGGCAUACCUGGCGGUGGUGGGGUCGUUUGCGGUCAACGGCGUGGCCGCCAUCCACUCCGAGAUCAUCAAGACAGACAUCUUCCCGCACUUUGUGGAGCUCUUCCCCGAGCGCUUCCAGAACAAGACCAACGGCGUGACGCUGCGCCGCUGGCUGGCCUACUGCAACCCCGAGCUGUCGGCGCUCAUCACUGAGGCGCUGGGCACCGACGCCUGGGUGCGCGACGCCACGCUGCUGGCGCAGCUCAAGCCGAUGGCGGAGGACGCGGCGUUCCGCGCCCGCUGGCGCGCCAUCAAGGUGCAGAAGAAGGAAGCGCUGGCGGCGCGCAUCAAGGAGGUCACCGGCUUCACCGUGCCCACAGACUCGAUGUAUGACGUGCACGUGGGUGCCUGGGGGAGGGAAGGGGGCGGGUGCCGUUUGGAGUCCAAUGCUGGGCGGGUGGCGGGGGUGGCGCGGGCGCUGCGGGCGGCCUGGUGUUGGUUCCCUUCCUGGGUGGUGGUGGUGGACGAGCUGUACCGUGACCAGGAGGAGUGGACCCGCCGCUCCAUCCUCUACACCGCUUCCAACGGCUUCUUCUCCUCUGACCGCACCAUCGACCAGUAUGCCAAGGAGAUCUGGAAUGUGCAGCCCACCCCCCAGCCCUGA
Molecule: messenger RNA, 1788 nt
Organism: Chlorella variabilis
Lineage: Eukaryota; Viridiplantae; Chlorophyta; Trebouxiophyceae; Chlorellales; Chlorellaceae
Exons: 16
Coding region: 1-1788 (595 amino acids)
Biological process (GO): glycogen catabolic process
Cellular component (GO): cytoplasm
Molecular function (GO): glycogen phosphorylase activity; pyridoxal phosphate binding
Source: RefSeq, a predicted model, not a curated record